This is a messenger RNA of Tarenaya hassleriana, 923 nucleotides long. Its product is annotated as inactive protein RESTRICTED TEV MOVEMENT 2. NCBI's taxonomy places the organism in Eukaryota, Viridiplantae, Streptophyta, Magnoliopsida, Brassicales, Cleomaceae. Bases 89 to 847 code for a protein of 252 amino acids. The record is from RefSeq and is a predicted model, not a curated record. The transcript has 3 exons.
CACCGCAUAUCCCAAGAUCUUGAAUUGAAAUUUCAUUCAAGAGCAAGAAAAGAAAGAAAGGCAUAUAGAAGAAGAAGAAAACAAAUCGAUGGAGAAAAAAUUCAAUGUCUCGAGUGAUCGUGUCUACGACGAAUUUGAGCCCAUGGCACGGUGGACUCCAGAGCCUGGAUUCGAAAAUCUCACUGUUUAUCUUCCAGGGUUUAAGAAAGAACAACUUAAGGUGCAAGUAACUUCGACAAGGAAGCUGAGAGUGAUGGGAGAGCGACAUGCAGGGGGCAACAAAUGGAUCCGAUUCCGGAAAGAGUUUCCGGUUCAGCCAAACGUCGACGUGGAUGCCAUUUCCGCCAAGUUUGAAGGCGUAAAUCUCGUCUUGAAGCUCCCGAGAUCCGAGCCAAAGGACAAGCAAUUGUCCUCUGGGCGAGACGGAUCAGCUUCAAAGCCUCCGGUUCAUCAGGAGGGUCCCAAGCCACCGGUGCAGCAGCAGCAGCAGCUGCCUAAGGCUAAAGGGAAGGAAACCGAAAAGGUCCAAGAGCGGCCGAAACCUCUGACGGAGAAAGCGGGUCUGAAAGAAGAAACUUCAGAGAAGGUUCCUAUGCCAAAACCUGCAAUGGAGAAACCGUCAGAGAAAGAAAGUGGGACCGAGAGGGAAGAAGGAUCUAGAGACGACGAGAAGGUGAAGGAGAAGGAGAAAACGUACGAAGGGACUCAAAUUCUUCGAGGGUAUCUGAGAGAGAUGAAGAAUAAGAAGAGAGCGAUAUCGGUGGGUCUGGUUGUCGCUGCAUCAAUGGUGGUGUUUUCUCUUGGGAUAUUUGCCGGCAAAAGGCUUUGGUGUUCCUUUGAAGGGUGAUACAUGUAUUGCCACAAUAUUGCUUGUUUAUGUAAUAAUAAUAAUAAUAAUAAAUUUGACGAUUUCGUGAAAAAAA